Molecule: messenger RNA, 501 nt
Organism: Pocillopora verrucosa
Lineage: Eukaryota; Metazoa; Cnidaria; Anthozoa; Scleractinia; Pocilloporidae
Source: RefSeq, a predicted model, not a curated record
AUGUCGCUCCCUCAAGUAAAAUCUGCUGAGAAUCGAAAUAGAUUAUCCGCCUUCAAACCCGUUUACUCGAAAAAGCAGAUGUCCUUUGCACUCGUAGCCGUUCAGUCAGGGUAUAAUUUUCACGCAAGAGGAUGUAAUCGACAGAAGUCCCCUCUCUCAGCGCUGGAGGAUUUUGUAGCCAACUACUUCACUGAAGAGUCUGUUUUAGAGGCAGAUCGAGUACUAUUAUCAAAAAGUCGAUCGUUUAAUCCGAGGCUUACCAAGAGAUCAACAAAUUCAACCAAAAAGUUUGUGUUCUCUGAAGUGCAGAUUAUGACUCUUGAAGAUAGUUUUAACUUCAAGCAGUAUCUGUCUCCACCUUCGCGAAAAUGGCUUGCAAACUUACUAGGUGUGUCCAAACGCCAAGUCGUUACGUGGUUCCAAAAUCGACGGGCAAAAGAACGCAAAAGGGCUGGAAUCAAGCUACCAAAGCAUGGGAAGAAGUGUGUACUGCAACAAUAG